Lachnellula hyalina is the source of this 4584-nucleotide messenger RNA. RefSeq lists its product as uncharacterized. Bases 1 to 4584 code for a protein of 1527 amino acids. The record is from RefSeq and is a predicted model, not a curated record. NCBI's taxonomy places the organism in Eukaryota, Fungi, Ascomycota, Leotiomycetes, Helotiales, Lachnaceae. The transcript is spliced from 2 exons.
AUGUUCGGGAAUAGAAGGAAAAGAGCGACUUCGAACCCGCCUCUCAAUGGAUCCAAUGCGAACCCUUCCGCGACGACGGCCGCUGCCCAGGCUUUCCUGAAGAAUCGCGCCUCGAAUGCCUCCCUGUCAUCCGCUGCAGCCGCUGCUGCUUUGCGGUCACGACCAACAACUCCAACCUCUGUGGCGGAUGUGCAGACAAAGCGGACUAUGAGACGGUCUGGUUCGACAUCUUCUAUGGGAAGUUCGACAUCUACGUCAAGGCCACAACUGGAACGACGAGGGAGUAAUGGUUCGAUGUCUGAAAGAUCCUUCCGGGAUCCUUCCCCGAAUCGUGCUGCACAACCGGUUCCCAGCGCCGCGGAUGCGCCUCCGGUACCUACGAUUCCGCACAAUAUACCUACAAAGUCACACAGACGUGCGGCAAGUCUGGAAUCCCCUGGAUUACGGGUGGCAUCCCCUCCUCCCAACAGGGCCUCAGGACGCGGAUCGAGCUUAGGACCUGCUGGAAUGCCGCAAACCACUAGGACACGCGGCCAAAGACAGUCAAGCUUAUCCAGUGUAUCAGAGCUAACAAGUAUAGAGAGACCGGCGAGUAGAGGGUCCGUUAAUUUUUCCUUGCCUACGAGUUCAAGACCAACAUCACCUGUCAAACAGAGACGGCUAACAUCUCCAUCUCCUCAAAGGCCAAAUCAACCAAGAAUCACUUCUCCUACCCAGCAAGAUCUAGUCUAUGACCCUAAUACUCGAAGUUUUCUACCGGCUGCAGAGGUUCAUGCUAUUGAGCAGAAACUUUACGAUGUCGCAAACAAGCCAGUCAAGAAAAUGAAGCGAAUUGCACCUCAACAAGCUACAGGAACAUAUCUAGCAUAUGGGUCCGUUGGAGGGAAGCCAAGAGGCACAGCGAUAGACGCUAUGGAAGCAGAGUCGAGUAGGGCAGCAGUAGAACGACCAACACCUGCAGCUGCCCCGAUACCCAAACCAACUCCUGCGCCCGCCCCUGUGCCAAAAAAGAAGAAAAAACAGGUGAUCGUAGACAGCGAUUCUGAUAGCGACCAGGCAUCAUACGCUCCGAACUCAUCCGAUAAUGAUAGUGAUGCGCCACGAUCAGCGACGCAUACUCGUUUGACAAAGAAACCCUCGAUUGUGCGCGAGGACCAGGAACGAGAGGAAGAGGAAGAUGAUACCCCACAAUGGACGGCAGCUUCAGGCAAUCUUCCCAGACUAAAUACUGGCCCUACGCGUACAAUUUCUCCAACCCCAGCACCUCGGUCAAAUACUGGGAGAGGGCAAGGGAGAGGACAUGGGAGAGGACAAGCUUCAGCAUCUGCCGCAUUUGCCCAAGAACGGCAACAUACCAGAUCUGCAAGCCAGCCCGCUCCAGCACCUCUUGAUUCGACCUUUGUCGAAAGCAUCGCUCCUCGGGCAGCAAAGGGCAGUGUUCGAGGUGGAAGAGUACAAUCUGUCAGUCCAGCACGUACACCACAUUUCGCGAUAACGCCCGAAAAUCUCCAGGUCAAGCAUCAACCUCCGCCUCGAUCAAUCUCCCCACGCAAAUCAGCAUUGAAAACCUCAAGUACGCCUAGAGGACCAUCUCCGAAUGAUGUCGAUAGUUCAGCCAUUGGCCAAGCUACUAGUGAGACUUCGGAUGACCUUUCAGUGCCAAGGAAGAAGGCCAACCGUGUCAGUUUUGAUGAUGGUAAUGUUGCAGUGGGUCAAGCGACGACGCCUGUGACUACAGAUUCGCCAAUUGUCCAAAGCCCUCAGGCAAAAAGACCCUGGUAUAGCAUCGCGAAGGGUAAAAAGAAGGACACCGCUAUGAUGGACGAUCAGGAUGACGAGAUCAUGAAACCAAGACCAGCGUUACCUUCAUUUGGAAGCGUAAGGCAAAAGAAAGAAAAGCCCCAGGAGGAGAAAGAGCGCACGUUGGUCAAACCAGUGGAACCAGUGGAAUAUACGGAACCUCUUGCAUCUUCAACAAUAUUUACGACGCCGACUGACGAGGUUGUAGAACAGCCAACAGGUCAGUCCAAUGAUCACUUGGCUGGAUCAAUACUCUCUCAAGAUGCUGCCUUGAAAAAUGCUGCCAAUAUAUCGAAAUCCCGAGAACCAUUACCUCCACAGGUCGUCUCAGUCGAGGGGGACGGCUUCAAUUCAGACACCAGCAGUGUGACAAGCUUGGGUAUCCAAGAUUCUCCUUUGGUGGCUGCGAAGAUCGAAAGUGGAAAUACUGCGCCCAUAGCAGAUGACGUCGAGGCAUCGCGGGAGUUCGCAACCCCCAUAGCAGAAGAGAAGGAAGGGGGACACGGCAGGGCCAACGGCACAGUGCCAACGAUUUCUAUACUCCAACCAACGCCAACCCUAGAAGAGACACUCGGUAAAUUGGAAUGGCCGAAUAUGCCUGGCGGGUGGAGGAAUUCAAAUAGUCAUUCAGAAUCAAGCGCCAGUCAAGAGCGAGAAAGUCCUGUGAUCGUCGAACAUCAUGUCACUGAUGCAAGUCUCGCUGAUGUCGGCAUUGCAGAGCCUGAUCCCUCAACUCCUCGAUCAGGCUCACCUGUUUUGGGUGAGAUUGCCGCUGAGAAUUCGCAUUUCCAUGACACCCCAGCCAUCGCCGAAGAGUCUGAAGAGUCUGAUACGAGCGUAUACAGUGACGCCGCUGAAGACCUUUCUAAUGGUGAAGGUGAUGGCUUUAUGUCACUGGAUGCUGUUGUUGACAGUCCGGUAAUCCCAAGCUCAAGAGGCUUUGUUGAUAUACCUGUACCAGACAGCCCAACCCCGAAAGCAGUAAAGGAGAGAGCGUACAAGCAGAGUCAGCUAUCGACACCAAAUAGCGAGCCAGAUCAUGAGGGGUGGGAAAAGGCUCAAGAAUACUGGAAGGGUCUAUCGGCUGAGAAGAAGCUUCAAUUGGAGGAAGAAGCUAGAGCAGAAGCUGAGGGGUCCGGUUCCGAUACAGAAGUUGAAGCGAGACCGAUACCCACGCCGACUAAGAAGAAGAAGGUCAAGGUCGCGGUCGCUCCCAAAACAGUAUCGGAGCAGCGCCAACCUGCUCAUAACGAACGGAGCUAUAUGAUUACCCCGGGGCAAAAAGCUGGUCCCAAUGGUCAUGGCCCUGUCAUGCGUUCUUCGAUGCGGGCAGAAGCGCCAAGUUCCCCAUCAGACACCCACAUACGGCAAUCGAUGCGGACCCAAAACUCGAAGCGCAGCUCCCUUCGGGCAGCCGAAUCAGCCGAGCCAAAAGGAGCAUUGCAAAAGAAAGCUCGACCAAUGUCAUACCCGCCACCUCAAAAGGGAGAAUUCGUACCUGACUCUGCGCAAGUCGAUGCCCUCAUGGACAGGAUGGCGAGAGCGGCAGCUGCAGCCGCACCUGCGCCUGCGCCUGCUACUGGGAAGAAAACGACUCGUCCAGCAUCGACUCAAGGUCCAUCGCCAUCUCUUCGACGAAGGGGCUCUGGUGAUAGCGACAGUAGCUUCAAGCGUGUUAGGUCCGGAUCUACUACCAGUGAUAUCCCUUCUUUUAGGCGAUCGAUGCGCGCUUCCAACGAGCCGCAUAACGACUCACCUGUAGGGUCAAGUAGGUUUAGCCUGCGCUCUCUAUCGCCUACUGGCUCUACGGCACGUCGGCCAUUCAAUAGUGGGGGAUCAAGUGCUGCCAGCUCAAACCCGACACAUAUGCGAAUGUCGAUGCGCAGCGGCUCUGGUCCGGCGCCCACACUUCGUGCGCCUGCAAGAGCCAAAUCGCCGCUACGCCUAGGAUUCGGUCGUUCUUCCUCGUCCAAGCCUUCGAAUCAAAGGGCCACUCCUAAACGCUCUAGCAGAUUUGCAGACUCAUCAGACGAAGAUGACGGUCCCUCUGGAUUCCGAAGCCGCUUCGCCGACUCUGACGACUCUGAUGGCGGGCCACCUCCUCUUCCCCGCCAAAAUGGCCUAGCAUCAAAAUCUAUGCGCAUCAACGCACCCUCAUCCGCUCCUGUCCGUAGCAUCCCUAAGCGUACCGGCGCCGAAGAUGGUGACUCCAGCGAUCUCCCCGAUUCCGAUGAGGAGAAGACGAAAUCCCCAACUCUCACUCAAAACGGGAUUCGUAGAUCAGGCAGCGGUAGAGGAGCAAUCGGCCUCGGCUCAACCUCCACGACCAUUACCACCGUCAGUGCAUCUGGCCGCCCCCCAAAUCAGCGCGGGGGAAGCAUAAUGUCUAUCCUACGCCGUAAGAAAGCAGACCCAAUUUCAAAAGUGCGUAAAUCCGAGGUAGAAUCUGCUGCUCGUCGCGACACUCCAUUGGAAAGAAGUAGGAGCGAUCUUGAUGCUAUUCGAAAUGGUCAUCAGUCUCCGAGAUUGCAGAAACGCAAUCCUAUGUCUAGGGAGAAUAGCAGCUCUUGGCCUUUACCGGAGCCGGGGAUCCUGGGUAAGGAUGGGAGACCGGUUACGGCUGAUGCUGUGGGUGCGGGCGGUAUUAGACCAGAUCUUGGCAAUAGGAGGAACACGACGGGGUUGACUGAGGUAGAUAUUGCGGGUGUUACUGCUGGUCUGAAUGGGGUGAGGAAGAAGAAGAAGUUUGGGGCGCUGAGGAGGAUUUUUAAGUUGGAUGAUUAG